Molecule: messenger RNA, 1144 nt
Organism: Aedes albopictus (Asian tiger mosquito)
Lineage: Eukaryota; Metazoa; Arthropoda; Insecta; Diptera; Culicidae
Product: ribosomal RNA-processing protein 8
Exons: 4
Coding region: 103-1107 (334 amino acids)
Biological process (GO): rDNA heterochromatin formation; cellular response to glucose starvation; regulation of transcription by glucose
Cellular component (GO): rDNA heterochromatin; chromatin silencing complex; nucleolus
Molecular function (GO): methyltransferase activity
Source: RefSeq, a predicted model, not a curated record
UUUUGUUUUGAUCCGCUCGUUUCGAUUUUCUCCGUUUUCUCCAUGCAGUUGCUCGUGAAACGUUCAAAUUUGUAAAUUAGUUUGUUGAAAUCCAUAAAAAUUAUGGAUAAAAUAUUCCCAGAACAUGAUUGGGACGACAGCCCUGAAUCAAGCAGCUUCAAUUUUACUAAGAAAAGGAUGACCAAAAAGAAAGAUGGAAAAAUUAAGGCAAAAAGUGAUUCAAACGCUUCUGCUCCCGGACGUUUCGUUCGUGCGCCACCCCCGGAGGAAGGCGAUGUCACAGGCGCAAAACAUCUUAAACGGAAACCGGCCGAAUCAGUUGAGCAACUCCACCAAAACUCGGAAGCAGCUAAGCCGAAGAAUCGAAAACGAAAAAAUAAAAGUGAUCCAGCAUCGAAGGAAAGUGCCGAAGGUAAACCGAAAUUAGCGCCUGCUACGAAACCCGCAAACUUUCGUGAGAAGUUGGUGGACAGCCUGAAGGGCUCGCGAUUUCGGUUCAUUAACGAACAGCUUUACCGAACCACCGGAACCGAGGCCAAGCGAUUAUUCCAGGAGGAUCCCAGCGCAUUCCAAGCGUACCACGAAGGAUACCGACAUCAGAUUGUCCAGUGGUCGGUCAACCCACUGGAUCGGAUCAUCAAAAGUUUUAGUAAAUUACCUGCUGAUUACGUUGUUGCGGAUUUCGGAUGCGGCGAAGGAAGAUUAGCGGAAGCCAUCGAGCAGAAAGUCUACUCCCUGGACUUGGUUGCCGCAAAUAGUAGUGUUAUCGCCUGCGAUAUGGCACACACCCCUCUGGAAACCAAUUCCAUCAAUGUGGCCGUAUUUUGCCUUUCGCUGAUGGGAACUAAUCUGCGCGAUUUCCUUCUGGAAGCUAAUCGAGUGCUUAAAGUUGGUGGUUUGCUGAAAAUUGCCGAAGUUGUGUCUCGUUUCGACAACGUUAAAGAGUUCGUUGAUUGUGUUCACAAAUGUGGAUUCCUUUUGGACAACAAGGACUUGAAUCAUAAGCUUUUCUACUUUUUCAACUUCAAAAAGGUGAGGUCAGUUGAUAAAACGUCCCUCAAAGGUAAGCAUUACAGUUUGAAGCCGUGCCUUUACAAGAAACGAUGAUGAACAAGGUUGUUGAAUAUAUGCAAAUUGAACUGUU